Populus trichocarpa (black cottonwood) is the source of this 759-nucleotide messenger RNA. RefSeq names its product deacetoxyvindoline 4-hydroxylase. The transcript has 3 exons. NCBI's taxonomy places the organism in Eukaryota, Viridiplantae, Streptophyta, Magnoliopsida, Malpighiales, Salicaceae. The record is from RefSeq and is a predicted model, not a curated record. Bases 1 to 759 code for a protein of 252 amino acids.
AUGCCGUCAGACUUGGUUCAAAAUGGAUCUGUCUGUGAUAUAGAAAAAGAAUUACAGGCUUUUGACGAAUCAAAAGCUGGUGUCAAGGGACUUGUAGACGCUGGGAUAAUUAAAACUCCUCCCUUCUUUGUGGUACUAGAAAGUGAAGUCUCUUGCCAACCAAGUCCAGCCCAUUUUCAUAUUCCUGUCAUAGACCUGAAAGGCAUUCAUGAAGAUGAUGUUCGACGUAGAGAAAUUGUUGAGCAGAUGUGCAAUGCUUCAGAGACAUGGGGGUUCUUUCAGGUUGUGAAUCAUGGUAUUUCAAAAAAUGUCAUGGAGGGAAUGGUUCAGGGAGUGAAGGGAAUUCAUAAGGAAAAGAAUGAAGUGAAAAUGGAAUAUUAUACAAGGGACACGAAGAAGAAGCUGUUGAGUUUCACUUAUUGCAGGGAGAUAGAAAUCAAAUAUUUAGCAUAUAUAAAGAGGUUGGGAGGAACUCUUCUUGAAUUACUAUCAGAAGCUCUUGGACUCGAGCGUAAUCAUCUGACUGAAAUUGGCAAGUUCCAGAUUUAUGAGCGCAGGGUGCAGGCUAAUCACAUCGGCCCAAGAAUAUCAGUUGCGAGCUUCUUCGCACUCUAUGACUGGAUUUGUGCCCCGUUAAAAGAGCUGAUAUCAGAUGAAAAUCCUCUGUACAAGGAGGUUCCGCUGAAAGACUACAUUGUUCAAUACAGGUGGAAAGAACGUGAUGGUGGCAUCUCUACACUUGAUCGUUUCAGGUUGUGA